UGAUGUCAUUAGCUGCAGCGGUAUAUUCAUUCUUUCCCGUUCUUUUAUCAUUGCGUGGCACAAAUGGCAUGAAACGGCACGCGUAUUGCUAGACACAGACGAGUUUGAUGUCUCAAAUUUGUUCUACAUUUGCACGUGAUUUUUUGCGCAUAUAAACAUCUCACGCACGUAUCGUCGCUCGGUGUGAGUUGAUACGAUCACGACCAAUACAUACGCGAGCUCGGUAAGCUCGUGUAAACCAACGGAGCCACGCUAUUCUACGUGUUUCACGCGUUCUCUCGCAUUUUUUACUCGUAGAUCGAUUCGUACGCCGCGUCGUGCCGCUUGUACCGCACGUUGCGCCGCGUCAAGUCGUCCGCCACGAAUAAUCGCGUGAGCCGGACGAAAUAGCGACAGAAGGUGGAGAGGACGAAGCUUGGCCAUCUUGGAAAAAGACAUGUCGUUUUGGGAUAAACGUCAACGGCACAGUGUUUACCGUAUGAUAAAUGCUGCUCUCGCUGCCUCGCUGUAAUUACGGUAGCGGUUGACCGAUUAUUAGCGAAGGGAGUGUCACGUUGCAGAGCAUUGGUGACACGGUGGCGUAUCUGACACGCGGACGCACUCCGAAGUGGUGGUGGCUCGUCGUAGUACCUGCAUCGUACGAUGAAUCGCGGUGACGGGCUGGUGCAGCGACGGCGUGUAGUCAACAGCAGUAGCGGUGGCGGAGGCGCCAGUGGACUCGGCCAGGAUGGCUCGAACACAGACCCCGCCGGUCACAAUGACAAACUGUCCGGCCAAAGCCCGGACACCGAUUGCUCGUCGCAGAAGGAUCUUAACUGCAAUCCUACCAUCGACGAGGAUUCCGACAAGGAAACACGUCUGACUCUUAUGGAGGAGGUCCUGCUGCUUGGUUUGAAGGAUAAAGAGGGAUACACAUCCUUUUGGAAUGACUGCAUAAGUUCUGGAUUGAGGGGUUGUAUCUUAGCGGAGCUUGGUUUUCGGGGUAGAGUGGAAUUGGAAAAAGCUGGUAUGCGUAAGAAGAGUUUGCUAACGAGAAAACUUCUCUUGAAAAAUGAUGCACCUACUGGUGAUGUAUUAUUAGAUGAAGCUUUGAAACACUUAAAAGACACAGAUCCACCUGAGACUGUGCCAAGUUGGAUAGAAUAUCUCAGUGGAGAAACUUGGAACCCCUUAAAAUUAAGAUAUCAAUUGAAAAAUGUCAGAGAACGACUGGCAAAAAAUCUUGUUGAAAAAGGUGUCUUAACUACAGAGAAACAAAAUUUCUUACUGUUUGAUAUGACAACUCAUCCUCUUACUGAUAAUCUUGCCAAAAGUCGUCUCGUGAAAAAGAUCCAAGAAGCUGUAUUAGGUCGUUGGGUCAAUGAUGCUGCUCGCAUGGAUAGACGAACAUUAGCAUUAGUUAUUCUAGCUCACGCAGCUGACGUAUUAGAAAAUGCAUUUGCACCAUUAUCAGACGACGAUUACGAAGUAGCAAUGCGAAGAGUACGAACAUUGUUAGAUCUUGAUUUUGAGGCGGAAGCCGCUAAGCGAAAUGCGAACCCGGUACUUUGGGCUGUAUUUGCUGCAUUCACCAAGUAACAUCCAUUUCGUACAUUACAUUAAUAUGGAAUAAAUACCAGACACUAGUGUGAAUAAUGAAAUUACAAAUUUUGCAUGUCUUUUAGUUGCAAUACUAUGCAAAAUAGAUACAAUUGUUGUUAUAUGAUGAGAACAUUCAGACCAAAUAAUCUAUAUUCCACCACAGAAAAUUGUUAGCAAAUUACUCAUUUUCAUUAUUAUUAUUUCAUACAUUUGAUAACUGAAUAACGAAUGUUCGUAUUUAAAUAUUAUUAAGCAACAAAUCCAGACGUGUGAAUGCGCUGGGUUAUUUUGUGCUGGGUAAUACUUUCAUGCUCGAAAAUGGACAAUUCUAUUGUGCUGAACUUGAUUCUCCACUUUUGCUUAGUGUCCACUGUGUUUAUGAAUGUGUCUAUUUAUAAACAUCAUGCCGGAUAUGGGAUGCACUAUGUGGAGUGCCUCAAAAAGGAUGCUGGGUGGUAAUGUUGAAAAAUCUGGAUUAUAUGAUUUUAGCCAUAAUUGAGAUAUAUCAAUAUGUACAUAUAUUCCUUUAAAUGCUAGUUUUUAAUACAUAAUGUAUACAUGUGCCUCUUUACGUUAUAUAUGACUCCGUUAUAUUCGCAAAUUAUUUUGAUUUAAUCGUGCCCUCUUAUACAUUUUUAAUUUAAUUAAUUUUACAUUCGCACUUUCAGAGGUUUUCAGAUAUUUUUAGAACUAUUAAUUAUAUUUUUUUUUCAAUCGUUAUGUGAAUAAUACUAAUAGAUAAGAUUUUACAUAUGACGGACCUUGUGGAUGAAACACCAUACUCUUGGCUUGGUCCAUAAUUUUAUGUGCACAUACGUAUGUAAUAUACCGCCGAUUGAAGAUAUCAAUAAACAAGAAACAAACAACA
This is a messenger RNA of Linepithema humile (Argentine ant), 2449 nucleotides long. The record is from RefSeq and is a predicted model, not a curated record. NCBI's taxonomy places the organism in Eukaryota, Metazoa, Arthropoda, Insecta, Hymenoptera, Formicidae.